AUGGCGGCCGCGUGGGUGCGCAGCGUGCGGUGGGAGCAGGCGCGUGCAGGCGUGCGCGUGGGCGGCGGCUUGGCACGGCUGGAGUCGCGGCGUGCGCGCGAGCGUGGCGAGGAGCAAGGCCGGCGCUGGCAGGCGUCCGCGGCGUGGCGCAGUCAGCUCGGUGCUCCGGGCGCCGCGCGGCGGCGGAGCCCGGUGGAAGCGGCGCACGCCUCGCCCACAAACGGCACCACGCCGUUCCACCUCACCACGGCGGGCGGUGCUGCGGGUGCUAUCACGGCGGCGCACCUCCUCACCGCGGGCGUGUCUGCGGACGCGCUCGCCUUCUCGGGACUCUGCGCCGGCGACCUCCUCCCGCACGCCAACGCCACUGCCGAGAGAGGGACGGGGAGCUCUGUGUGCUGUUCAAGUCUCGCGCGGUGUGCCGUCGUCCUCGCCCAAGAAGAGCCUCACCCGGGGACCCGGUCGACCGCCGACCGCGACCCACCCAGCCGCUCGCCACCUGCGGCCGCCGGAGCACUACAGCAAGCUCCCCUGCCCGCGGCCGGCGUUGCCGCCCGCCCUGCAGCCGCCCUCCACCCGCGGCCUGGCGACCGGCCCCCGGCGUCCUGCACCCGCGUGUAA
Molecule: messenger RNA, 621 nt
Organism: Panicum virgatum (switchgrass)
Lineage: Eukaryota; Viridiplantae; Streptophyta; Magnoliopsida; Poales; Poaceae
Product: zinc finger CCCH domain-containing protein 33-like
Exons: 3
Coding region: 1-621 (206 amino acids)
Source: RefSeq, a predicted model, not a curated record